Molecule: messenger RNA, 358 nt
Organism: Acanthocheilonema viteae
Lineage: Eukaryota; Metazoa; Nematoda; Chromadorea; Rhabditida; Onchocercidae
Source: the annotation of a GenBank genome assembly
AUGGUAACAUUUCGUCGAAGGUCUGAUUCAAAACAAAUUACGACGGAUCAUCGUUUUCCGGUUAGUGAUUUAUCACAGCAGAAUCGUUUCGAUAACUUUGAUGCUGAUCAAAGUCAUCCAACAUUGAAUAUGACAAUGCGCUUGAAGAAGAGCGAAAGUUUUGAUGACUUCGGACACAAUGAAUUACAUCCUCAAUUAUACAAAAAUAAUAAUGAUAGCAAAUUAAUUGAAUUUGAUGAAAUAAUGGAAAGAAAUGAGGAUUGUGAUCCCAUUGUUUCAACAACUCAUACAUAUCCCACCGAUGAUAUCAUUGAUAAUGAUAUUGAUGAUGACGAUGAUAGUGAAGUACAUCGAUGCG